This is a messenger RNA of Debaryomyces hansenii CBS767, 609 nucleotides long. It is a transcript of the gene YRB1, whose product is annotated as Ran GTPase-binding protein. NCBI's taxonomy places the organism in Eukaryota, Fungi, Ascomycota, Pichiomycetes, Serinales, Debaryomycetaceae. Gene Ontology annotation, biological process: protein import into nucleus. The record is from RefSeq and is a predicted model, not a curated record. Bases 1 to 609 code for a protein of 202 amino acids. Gene Ontology annotation, cellular component: nuclear pore; cytoplasm. Gene Ontology annotation, molecular function: GTPase activator activity. The transcript has a single exon.
AUGUCGUCUGAAGCAACCGCCCCAAAGACAGAAGAGAACGCUUCUGCUCCACAACCUCCAAGUUCCAACGUUUUUUCUAUGUUUGGAGCCAAGAAGGAAGCCAAGAAGGAAGACUCAGAUGAAACCAAGAAGGAAGAUAAAAAGGAAUCCAAGGAUGAAGAAAAGGAAGACGAUAAGGCCGAUGAAGAAGAAGUCGAUGUUCACUUUGAACCAUUGGUGCAAUUAGAAAAAGUCGAUGUUAAGACCAACGAAGAGAAUGAAGAUGUUUUAUAUAAGGUCCGUGCCAAGUUGUUCAGAUUCCACGCCGACACCAAGGAAUGGAAAGAAAGAGGAACGGGAGAUGUCAAGUUCUUGAAGCACAAGGAAUCUGGUAAGACCCGUAUUUUAAUGAGAAGAGACAAGACUUUGAAGGUUUGUGCCAACCACUUAAUUGCUCCAGAAUACGAGUUAAAGGCUAACAUUGGUUCUGACAGAUCAUGGGUUUACAACGUCACUGCAGAUGUUGCCGAAGGUGAACCAGAAGCACAAACCUUAGCUAUUAGAUUUGGUAACAAGGAAAAUGCUGACAAGUUUAAAGAACAAUUUGACAAGGCCAAGGAAACCAAAUAA